Messenger RNA from Neogale vison (American mink), 1275 nucleotides. Its product is annotated as olfactory receptor 1D2-like. Gene Ontology annotation, cellular component: membrane. Gene Ontology annotation, biological process: G protein-coupled receptor signaling pathway. The coding region runs from base 301 to 1275 and encodes 324 amino acids. NCBI's taxonomy places the organism in Eukaryota, Metazoa, Chordata, Mammalia, Carnivora, Mustelidae. The transcript has a single exon. The record is from RefSeq and is a predicted model, not a curated record. Gene Ontology annotation, molecular function: G protein-coupled receptor activity; olfactory receptor activity.
GAAAAUUGUAAGAUGGUAUGAUUUAAAAUAAGACAUGGACAUUAUUCCAUAUUGAGUAUACUAGAUUAGAAGUUGCUAAUAAAUUGGAAAAAAAAAGUUAAAAACAAAAAAAAAAAAGAAGUUGCUGGAAUGACUGGGUUGCAUAAAAAUGUUCCAUGUUAUGCCUUUAUAUGUUAUUAUGUUGUCUUAUAUCCAAAAAAAAAAUUAUAAAAUUUAGUCCAAGAUACUUUUAAUGCUCAGAAAACAGUUGAUUUUGCUUAUUUGGAUGUCCUUAUUCAAUUGAGGGCAUUUAAUAAACAUAUGUUGGUGCUGAUGUUUCAGACAGUUGAGGAAAUGGAUGGAAGCAAUCACAGUGGAGUCUCUGAGUUUCUGCUCCUGGGGAUCUCAGACAUUCCUGAGCAGCAGCAGGUCCUGUUCUGGAUGUUCCUGUCCAUGUAUCUGGUCACAGUGGUGGGAAAUGUGCUCAUCAUCCUGGCCAUCAGCUUUGAUCCCCGCCUGCACACACCCAUGUACUUCUUCCUGGCCAACCUCUCCUUCACUGACCUCUUCUUCGUCACCAAUACAAUCCCCAAGAUGCUGGUGAGCCUCCAGUCUCAGAACAAAGCCAUCUCCUAUGCGGGGUGUCUGACACAGCUCUACUUCCUAGUCUCCUUGGUGGCCUUGGACAACCUCAUCCUGGCCACAAUGGCAUAUGACCGCUAUGUGGCCAUCUGCCGCCCCCUCCACUACACCACGGUCAUGAGCCCUGGGCUCUGCAUUUUGCUCCUCACCUUGUGUUGGGCACUUUCUAUUUUUUAUGGCCUCACCCACACCCUCCUCAUGACCAGGGUGACAUUCUGCGGUUCCCAGAAGAUACACUACAUCUUCUGUGAGAUGUAUGUCCUGCUGAGGCUGGCAUGUUCUAACACUCAAGUCAAUCACACAAUGCUGAUUGCUACAGGAUCUUUCAUCUUCCUUGCCCCACUAGGGUUCAUGAUCAUGUCCUAUGUCUGGAUUGUCAGAGCCAUCCUCCAAAUACCCUCAGCCUCUAGCAAGUACAAAGCCUUCUCCACCUGUGCUUCCCAUUUGGCUGUGGUCUCCCUCUUCUAUGGGACACUUUGUAUGGUAUAUCUGCAGCCCCUCAAAACCUACUCCAUGAAGGACUCAGUAGCCACAGUGAUGUAUGCUGUGGUGACCCCCAUGAUGAACCCUUUCAUCUACAGCCUGAAGAACAAGGACAUGCAUGGGGCUCUGGGAAGGCUUCUCUUAGGGAAAGCCUUUCAGAGGUUGACAUGA